Molecule: messenger RNA, 512 nt
Organism: Postia placenta MAD-698-R-SB12
Lineage: Eukaryota; Fungi; Basidiomycota; Agaricomycetes; Polyporales; Adustoporiaceae
Exons: 1
Coding region: 243-455 (70 amino acids)
Source: RefSeq, a predicted model, not a curated record
CCCACGCUUUGUAGCGGACGUAGGCCCGAGGUCACAAUAGAGCUGGGCCUGCUUGAGGCGACAUUGCUCGAUAUGCUCCCGCUAUGCGAUCGAGCCACGGUACCUGGUAAUCGUGAAGUCGCAUUACUUUGAGAGGGUGAGAAGGGCAGCUGUGUCCCCGAACGUUGAGACGAAGAUGGUAAAGAAUGUGAGGUCGCCAUAGCCGAAGAAUAUACAGCGAACGACGCUAGCUAGGCCUGCAGAUGGCAAGCCGCACAACCGAGGUCUUAAAGCGUUGGAUCCUGCACAGCAAGACGAAUUUGGCGAAGAAUAUAAAGAACAAGGGAGCUGCUGACAGAAAGCAAGGCGCAGUUCUACGGAGUGGUCCGGCAGAGGGUGAUGCCAAAGGGUUGGUAUCCACAAGGCAGAUAGGACAGCUACCAACUAACUGCUGCACGCGGUUGGCGGGAGGCUGAGCAGCACGUCGAAGGCUGCAGCAGCAGAGCAAGUUAUGAGGAAGCAAUAGACCGAGC